This is a messenger RNA of Ophidiomyces ophidiicola, 2070 nucleotides long. RefSeq lists its product as uncharacterized. Bases 1 to 2070 code for a protein of 689 amino acids. Gene Ontology annotation, molecular function: zinc ion binding; DNA binding. The transcript is spliced from 5 exons. The record is from RefSeq and is a predicted model, not a curated record. NCBI's taxonomy places the organism in Eukaryota, Fungi, Ascomycota, Eurotiomycetes, Onygenales, Onygenaceae. Gene Ontology annotation, biological process: DNA-templated transcription.
AUGGAUUCGGAUGGCAGAGGUACCGAUGCUCCCAACGAAAAUUAUGCCACAAGCUCUCGUGCGGCAAGUGUUUCCUUGAGAACCAGCAAGCGAAUGCGGAUUAUUAUAUCUGCUAACAAUCAAUCUAACAGUGCGACAAUUGCCGCAUCCGCAAGUGAGAAGAAAAUUGAGGCAAUAGACGAGAGGCUAUCGGGUAUUGAGCGUCUUCUACAAGACCUUGCACUCUCCAUUCCAACCUCUACCAAAUCUCACCCUAGCCCCCCGCACUCGGCUAGCUCUUCACGGCAAAAUGACAGUACAAGAUUGUGCCCGACCAUUCAGGAGCCAGAAGCAGCCACACCCAGUGCACAUUUUGAAGGAGAAUCAGCACUUAGCACCCAUUCUGUGCUCGCCAGCGCUAUUUUCGAAAAACAAAUGGGAAGCAGCCCAAACAUAGAGCAGAAUCCAGCCAUGAAACAAGCCUUGUCGUCCUUGCGGGAUAUUGUGGAGACACAGACUCGCCCUUCGCCUAGCAUUCAUACCCUACGGUUUCCCAGUCAGAAACCUGGAAAUAAACUUGACCUAUCCCAACUAGAACUGCCACCGCUCGAUGUUGUUCUCUCCAUGCUUCGUCUUUCAAAAGGGCACUACCCGGUCUUUUUCCUCACUCUCCCAUUGAUGGAUUUACCGUAUUUUACACAGCUCUGCAAAGACCUAUACUUCUGCACAGAGGAGUACUCAAGUGCACAAUUUGCCACCGUCAACUGUAUUCUAUCAUAUCUUUUCAGGGAGUACACUUAUUAUGGCGAAAAUGACUCCCUAAAGGAUAAAUUUGAAGAGUAUUCCGACCUAUGCAAGCUGAAUUUUGAAACUGUUAUCAGCACCUUUGACUUAUUUGUGGAGCCGAGCUAUGAUAAUAUUUUGGCAUUAGCCCUAGGAGCCUUUCAUGCAACAGAGCUCUCAAAAAUUUCACUGUGUUGGAACUUCACAGCCGUGGCUGCCCGGAUGUGCCAAAGCUUAGGAUACCACCGAGCGUCUAUUAAAAAGGAUGGCAACGGGGAAGACUCGGUUAACAUUACGCUUAAAAAGGGAGUCUUUUGGUUCAUAUACCUUAUGGAUAAAAAUAUGUCCCUAUGCCUAGGCCGGACUUCCACUCUGCAAGAUUAUGAUAUAUCUGUGGAAUAUCCUGACCUGCCCAUCGAUUCAGGCGUGCGCCCAUGGCGUAUACUUUACGAAUCCUGGCUUGACUUAAGCAGGAUUGUGGGCAGAGUCUACGAGCAUUUAUUCUCUGCCCAAGCAUUAUGCGAUAGUGCAGCGUCUCGCCUAAAGAAAGCUCGAGCGCUAGAGGAGGAAAUCAAAAAUUGGAGAAGUCAAUUCACUCGGUGUGAUCUUGGUCUAGCGCACCACAGUUUUUUCUUUCAAUGGAUGGGACCAAGUGCCGAUCUGAGUUACUAUCUACUUCUAACCUUAGUUUACCGUGUUUUGCCGCCGACGCAACCGCCGGAGACUCCCUCUGGCCUGAGCAUUGGUUGUGUCGAAGCUGCUCGAAAUGCUAUGCAGCUGCAUCAGCAAGUUAUGCUGGCAUUCAACGAAAAGGACACUUACAUCCUGAAAGGUUAUGUAGAUUGGACCCUUUUACAAUGUCCAUUCGUCCCGUUUCUGGUAAUAUUCUGCCAUAUCGUUGCUUCGGGAGACCUAGAUGACUUGAGGCUACUUGGAGAUGUUGCAACGAAUCUCCAAUCUGCAGGGAAAGUCUCUGAAGGUGCUGAGCGUCUGUACCGUCUUUGUAUGGUAUUUUAUCAGGUCGCAAAGGUGUACGUGAAUGCCAAGAUCCUUGAAGCUGGGAAUGGAAAUGAGCUACAGGAUUGCCAACUCGCAGUGAACCCUGGGAACCAGUUUGAUAGCUAUCUCAACGCCCUAGGACUUGGGCCCCCAUUAGCACCAUUUAUUCCAAAAGGAAUCACUGAUGUUGGAGGUAAUAACGAGGAAGAUCCUCUACAGGGGCUUUUUGACAUCGACAUGGCACAGUCACUGGAAGACUGGUAUUCUGGGAACCGGCAUAUGAUGGGUUUGUUGGAGUCAGAUUUAUAA